AUGUUAACUAAUUUUGGAAUCUUAGUUUGGACUGUUUAUUUACAAAAAGGAGUUAGAUUACAUUGUUAUUGGGGAAGAGCAAGAAUUAGAAAUGAAAAAAGGUUCAAUUUAUAUUUAGGAGAUAAUGCUGUAAACCCAUUCAGUGUACCAUCCGAAUUAAGACCCUACGCCAUUGCAUUUCCUAAUUCAAAAUUUCAGAUCAUAAUUAAAAAUAAAAACUUGACAUUUGGCGAUAAGAAACAAUUCCUUUUUAAAGAAUUAUUAGAAGACUAUAUUUCUGACAAAUUUUUAAUAAUCAAUUAUGGUUCAACUCUGAUGAACACCUUUUCAUUUUUAAAAGAUGAGUGGGUUGAGAAAUUUUGUAAAGCAUGUUCUGAUAUUGUUUUCUCAACAGAAGGUCUUAGAUCUACCUCAGACAUUCAAUUAUUAUCCAUCAUAAUUGAAGUCUUUCCUCAAUUAUCACAAGUGCAUAAACCUUAUUUAACUAGAUUUUUAUCUCAAACUGCAUUUGUGGUGCCAUUAGCAGAUCCUGAAAUGAUAUUGGAUAGUGAAAUUAUUAAAGCAUCAUCUACUCCACAUCUAUACCAUUUUGGAAUAUAUAAUAACUUAAAAAAGAAACCUUCUUUAAUUGAUAACAUCCUUUCAAACAUUACUUUUAAUUGGAAUAGGUUGAUGCAUAUAUCCGAACAGGAAAUGGAAAUCUAUCAACCACGCGCUGACGACACUCUUACAAGUACAAAUGCAAGCAUGUUUGAACAAUUUGGUUCUUCAACGCUUGCAUCAUUUUAUAUGAUAAUAACAGCGGAAAAUUGGGAUAAGCAUGAAAUACCUUUUUUUUCUCAAAUUAUUUUAAAAGCUAUUCAAUAUGAUGACAUAUCUAAUGAAUUAGAAACUGAAGUUUAUGAAAAAAUUAAAGAUUCAACAAAUUUAUUAGCAGAAAAAUAUGAAGAGUCAGAAAUGCAAAUUAAAGAGGUAAAAAAUUUGAUUACAAAUUUGACGAAAGAAUCUGAACUGCAAAUUAAAAAAAUUAAAAUUUUGAUUACAAAUAUAACGAAUAUCUUAGCUGAAAAAGAUACAUAA
Dentiscutata erythropus is the source of this 1080-nucleotide messenger RNA. NCBI's taxonomy places the organism in Eukaryota, Fungi, Glomeromycota, Glomeromycetes, Diversisporales, Gigasporaceae. The record is from the annotation of a GenBank genome assembly.